Messenger RNA from Capsella rubella, 246 nucleotides. RefSeq names its product defensin-like protein 43. The record is from RefSeq and is a predicted model, not a curated record. The transcript is spliced from 2 exons. The coding region runs from base 1 to 246 and encodes 81 amino acids. NCBI's taxonomy places the organism in Eukaryota, Viridiplantae, Streptophyta, Magnoliopsida, Brassicales, Brassicaceae.
AUGGGCAUCACAAAGAUUUCCAUGACUUUGUUGCUCUUGGUUAUAAUUGCCACUUCUUUUUCCAACUACAAUGUUUUGGCUUCAGAGAUCAAACCUAUGGGAAGAAUCAGUGAUAUGUGCAAGAAUACUUGUUCUGCAACGUACGGAGACGGUAAAUGUGCGGAUGAUUGUAGGAAAGCUGGAUUCUCAUCCGAAAAAUGUUUAACUUCUUCUCUUUUCGGAAACAAAUGUUGUUGCAACAAGUGA